This is a messenger RNA of Oryza brachyantha (malo sina), 1001 nucleotides long. RefSeq names its product protein CutA 1, chloroplastic-like. Gene Ontology annotation, molecular function: copper ion binding. Gene Ontology annotation, biological process: response to metal ion. Lineage: Eukaryota; Viridiplantae; Streptophyta; Magnoliopsida; Poales; Poaceae. The record is from RefSeq and is a predicted model, not a curated record. The transcript has 6 exons. Bases 82 to 657 code for a protein of 191 amino acids.
UUGGGAAGGAAAGGAAUCGGGUUCGCGAGGGGGAGGAAGGAAGGAAGCACGCUGACGUGUACAUAAACCGCUCGGGGGAAAAUGCAACUCGCCGCCGUCGUCCCCGCGCCGUUCCGAGCCGUCGCGCCCGCCGCCGCCGGUGAGGGCCAGGCUCAGGCCCUGCUCCGCGGGCGCCGCCCGUCGCUCUCCGGGGCGCUUCUGUUCCUUAGCAUCGGCGCCUUCAGCGCCGCCGUCGCCUGCAGGAGCAGGACGGGGUGCGCCUUCUCCCACCGCCGCUUCCCCUUCCUCGGGGUAAGAGGUCUCAGCUCUGCUCGGAUGGAAUCCGCUUCCACCACCGUGCCGUCCAUUGUUGUGUAUGUGACUGUUCCAAACAGGGAAGCAGGGAAGAAGCUAUCUCAAAGCAUCAUCAGUGAGAAACUAGCUGCGUGUGUCAAUAUAGUGCCUGGCAUUGAAUCUGUUUAUUGGUGGGAGGGAAAGGUGCAAACUGAUGCCGAAGAGUUGCUCAUAAUCAAGACUAGAGAAUCUCUUCUAGAUGCCUUGACUGAACAUGUCAAAUCUAACCAUGAAUACGAUGUUCCUGAAGUUAUUGCUCUUCCCAUAACUGGUGGUAACACCAAGUAUCUGGAAUGGAUCAAGAACAGUACAAAGGAAAACUGAGAUGGUUUACAACCUGCUAGCUUGCUUGGGUCUAUGAAUAUGGUUAUACACGAAACCAUAUCUUAAUUCAUAUAAAUUGCUGACAUUGGUCGCAGCUCUACCACCUGCAUUUCUGUGAGGUUGCAAACAAAAUUCACACCGGUAAAAUCUGACUAAAAUUCUCUAGCCUAUCGGCACAUACACACGAGACAGGCACCCGUGACAAUCUUUUGAUGUCACGUACCUUAUUGCACAGAUCGAUCGGAAAAGCUAGUAGAGCACAUCAACAAGAGGACACCACCAUAAUUUCACAAAGGAAAAAAGGAGAAGAAUACAGAGGGAGCUGAGGCUGCAUGCACAAGCUG